Molecule: messenger RNA, 942 nt
Organism: Bufo bufo (common toad)
Lineage: Eukaryota; Metazoa; Chordata; Amphibia; Anura; Bufonidae
Gene: GAMT
Product: guanidinoacetate N-methyltransferase
Biological process (GO): creatine biosynthetic process
Cellular component (GO): nucleus; cytoplasm
Molecular function (GO): guanidinoacetate N-methyltransferase activity
Source: RefSeq, a predicted model, not a curated record
AUGUCUUCAGAGAAAAUCUUCACAGAAGGAGAGGGCUGCACGUCCUCCUGGCACCACGCCAAUGCAGGCUACGAUGAGACGGACACCCACUUGGAAAUCUUGGGCAAAACCGUCAGGAGAGGUUGGGAGACCCCCUACAUGCACAGUUUAGCUGGAGUGGCAGCAAGCAAGGGGGGACGUGUGCUGGAGCUUGGCUUUGGCAUGGCCAUAGCAGCUACUAAACUGGAAGAGUAUAAUAUAGAAGAGCACUGGAUUGUGGAAUGCAACGAUGGAGUAUUCCAGCGAUUACAGGAAUGGGCCAAAAAACAACCUCAUAAGAUUGUGCCACUGAAAGGGCUGUGGGAAGAUGUGGUGCCCACUUUACCGGAUGGACAGUUUGAUGGUAUUUUGUAUGACACCUAUCCUCUGUCUGAGGAGACAUGGCAUACACAUCAAUUCAACUUUAUCAAGGCUCAUGCUUACCGUCUGCUCAAGCCUGGUGGAGUCCUUACAUACUGUAACCUGACGUCUUGGGGAGAAUACUUGAAGACAAAAUACAGUGAUAUAGAGAAAAUGUUUCAGGAGACUCAGGUACCUCAGCUCUUGGAGGCUGGAUUCAAACAGGAAAAUAUCAGCACCACAGUGAUGGAUCUUAUCCCUCCUAAAGAGUGCAGAUAUUACUCCUUCCCUAAGAUGAUUACACCCACCAUUAUAAAGGCUUAAGUACAGCAAGGAUUUUUCCAUACAGUAGAAAACCUGCGGUCACAGCAGCCUUCCUUCCUACGCUACCCACUAUGGGAGAAGUACCAGCUCUCAUCCAGAAUGUGAUUACCCUGUCUUGGGAGUGGCACAGGGCACUAGACUCUGCAAGACAUCCACAGCAAUAUUUGCACUGUAGGUUCUGCCAAUGUGUACAUGUGAAGUAUGUAAAGUGUAUGCUGAAUAAAAUUGGUUUGUUUUAGA